UGUACCUCUUAGGGUUACCUGGGCUAUCCCUGCCCACUUCUAAUAGCUAACCUUAGGGUGUUACGUAAUUCCACCUUGACUCAUUUGGAAUCGCAAUCCUCUUCAAUUCCUUCAACCCCUUCAACUUGAUUCAAAUAGUUUCACUUUCCACUCACCGAUAAGCAUUUCUCUUCUUUUCGCUAGCAGUCGAGACAGGUUCUUCACAACCCUCAACUGUUAUGCCGAAGAAAAGACAUAAUAAUCAAUAUUCCAAACCCCCUUCAGUAGCUCCCCCGUCUCUAAGCUUGUCCUCUUCAUCGAGGGCAUCCGAACAGAAUGAGCGCUCAGUCAACCAGAUCCUAGCAGAUCUGCGACGGACUGCCCCGAGGCCAACCGGUGUUUCUCAAAACAAUGUUGCCAUUGCCACUCCCACCGUCCACCCUUCAAUCCGCGACAUUCUUCAGAUCCCCGAGGUACCCGCUCCAAGACCCCGAAGGCCUCAACGCCGGGAUGCCAAUGGCCGACGAAUACCACCGGGUCCUCCACCACCACGGAGUUGGACAUCACUAUCCCAGUCGCAACCGACUUUCCGAGACUUCAAAACGGACAAAAAACGGCAGAGACAGCACUGGCCUUUACCGGGUGCUUAUGCGCCCAAGCCGGGCAGUCUCGUGGGCGAGGUGCUCGGAAGAAUUGUAAUGGACUGGGAUCAACAACGACAUUGGAACCAGUUCUACUUUUAUACACUACCAAGCCAUCUCAGGACAGCGCUACUUGGCUAUAUUUUGGAUUUUUAUGAGCCCGGACUUUCCGUCGCGGAUUUGCGACUGGUUCUUACUGGGCCAGCGGAUAGUGAGUUUGAAGAGUAUGACGUAGAGAAGCCCGAUCUAGACCUGAUGAACUCGGACAUAAGCUGCCUAGACUUGAGCUUUUCCGUCGGAAAGUCUCUUAAGUUAAAGAAAUUGACCGAGUUUCUCUUUCCUCCCGAUGCUACAAUCGAGUCUCAUGUACAAGAGUCUUGGGACACAUCGGAGCCCGUUUUUGGGCCGACUAAACUCCUACCAAAUUUAACACAACUCUCGCUAGCGAUCGAACCCGGAACUUGGUGUGCCGUUUCUUGGAAACAACUUCUCACCUUGGCUAACAAGUUGCCCACUCUUACGCACCUUAACUUGUCCGGCUGGCCCCAGCCUUCUCUGACAGGUAGUAUCAGAGAGCCAGGUUCCCGAACAACUGUCGAGGAUAAUAAUAGCUAUGAUUGGUCGGAGGCGAUCAUGGUGCUGAAGCGUUUAAGCAAAGCGCUAUAUAGCCUGGAGUACCUAGAUUUGACUGGCUGUGUGAAUUGGGCCCCAGCGCUGAAGGCAGAGUCCGACGGGGAGUUUGUUGACUGGGUGCGCGAUUGGGGAAAGAUUACGAUGUUAAGGCUUCGCUCAAGCUACGCGCUUUCGGAUGAGCACACCGAUGGCAAUGUCUUUCAGUUUGCGGACUGGAUUGACAUUGCAACAGCUGUUGAGAAACACAUUAUAGCACAGAGGGCCGGAAGGGGACGUUGGAUAACGGUGGAGAAGGAGACCCUGACGGAGAGCGCGAAGGCGGUUUUGGAAGGCCCGCCGCCAUCGUACCUUAGUAUCAGGGUGCACUAAGCGCACCAUGGUAUACUAUAAAAAGCGAUGAGUUGUCUUAGGAUACCUCUAAUGGGCUUUCCCUUGGUACCGAGGUAUCUACUAUCUCAAGACUCAGAUUGGAUGGUUAGGUACCCAGGGAGAUGGGUUGAUAGUCUCAUGUGCACCGCACAAACAAAUCUUACAUAGUUAGUUAGAUACCUACAUAUUACUUCCUUCAGUUCAAAUGUUAGACUACCCUGUUUCAUGCAAUUCCAAGCCUGGGUGUCCAUAGGUCUAGGCUCUUUGGAACAUUCUGAGUCAUCCAUAGG
This is a messenger RNA of Hypoxylon fragiforme, 1912 nucleotides long. RefSeq lists its product as uncharacterized. NCBI's taxonomy places the organism in Eukaryota, Fungi, Ascomycota, Sordariomycetes, Xylariales, Hypoxylaceae. The record is from RefSeq and is a predicted model, not a curated record. The coding region runs from base 219 to 1622 and encodes 467 amino acids. The transcript is spliced from 2 exons.